This is a messenger RNA of Cajanus cajan (pigeon pea), 779 nucleotides long. RefSeq lists its product as uncharacterized. The record is from RefSeq and is a predicted model, not a curated record. NCBI's taxonomy places the organism in Eukaryota, Viridiplantae, Streptophyta, Magnoliopsida, Fabales, Fabaceae.
CUCUCCCAUUAGUCCAAGGAACAACCACUUCUUCAGGACCUCAACACAUUUAUAAAAGCCUGUGCAAUCUCCUACAAGUUUUAUCAAAAAACUACCUACUUUUCUGCUUCAUAGUGAUUUACACAAAACCAAAGAGAUCAACAUGAGUCCCAUUGGCUUGUCCUUCCUCUUCCUCCUUUCUUUGGCACUUUUCUCCAUUGCUAGAGGUCAAGAAAGGGCCCCUCAUGGGCUUGUUUACGAGAGCCCUUUAGCUUUUCCACCAGCAGCAUAUGACUUCUUUCAUCCCAAUGCUCGAAAGCCUGAGACUAGAGACCCAUGUACGGCAUCCAAAUGUUCACCACUGCCUAUAGCAGCUCAAGUGGAUGACAACACUCAAAUAUAUGAGAACAAAGCUUCAGAAAUGCAGAAAGGUGAGAAACAAAUUGGAGCUGGGGGUGUAGCUGGCAUUAUUGUUGCUGUUGCCUUUGUUGUGCUUUUAGCUAUGGGAAUCUACUAUGUUAAGGUCACUCGCCAAGCCAACAUGAGUCGAGCCAAUAACAGUGUUUAGUCUCAUGCUUGAUGUGCCUUCUUUAAUCACAUCAAAACCUCGACUUAGAACAAAGCAAAAAUACUCUUCCACUUUGCCCAAAUUCUCAAAAAAAUCCUUUCCCUAACCAUAUAUGUGUGUAUGUAUCUCACUGUCUUAUUUCUCAGCACUAGUUCCAUUUCCCGUUGUUUAUGGUUUGACAAUGUAACAUGGUUGUGAUAGUGAUUAAUAUCAAAUUUGGAUGUUUAGACAA